Molecule: messenger RNA, 3389 nt
Organism: Nannospalax galili (Upper Galilee mountains blind mole rat)
Lineage: Eukaryota; Metazoa; Chordata; Mammalia; Rodentia; Spalacidae
Gene: Rara
Product: retinoic acid receptor alpha
Exons: 9
Coding region: 969-2357 (462 amino acids)
Biological process (GO): retinoic acid receptor signaling pathway; regulation of transcription by RNA polymerase II; cellular response to corticotropin-releasing hormone stimulus
Cellular component (GO): nucleus; transcription regulator complex
Molecular function (GO): nuclear receptor activity; RNA polymerase II cis-regulatory region sequence-specific DNA binding; nuclear glucocorticoid receptor binding
Source: RefSeq, a predicted model, not a curated record
GGGCGGGAAGGGACCUGGGGAAGCGCUGCUCCACUCCACUUUGCGCCGGACCUCGGGGGCAGAUAGUUCCACCGACCGGGUCGGUGCUACCUUCCAAGGCUGCGGAGCGAAGCCCUAGAAAGACAAGCAGAUACCCCAGAUCUAGACCCGGCUCAGCAACCGAUGCGACAGUGGAGAAAAUCCCGAGCCGGCCUCUGACCUCCUAGUCUGUAAAGCGGGCAACCCGGUCAGACUGAGCGUUUCUUCACUAGGGUGGAGGCCUGGGCGUGUGGCACUUCCCCUUCCAGUGGGAUGUCCUGUGGGGUCACUUGCCACUUCUCUCCCCAGGAACGCGGUGAGGGAGGUGCUCCAUAGUGAACGCCCCUCCAGUGGGUUUCCAACGGUGGGGAUGUGAGCUUCUCACACGGAGCCACAGGCUGGGAAGGGGCUUGUGAUCGCUGGGGACUGAGGUCUGCAGAAAGAGGGAGAUUCAGAUCCUGUCCAGCUGGAAAAUUAAUGAAAGCUGCUCCUCCAGCCUUGGUUAGAAAGGAAGAAGUUGGAGUGGGAGUCUUCGAGCAUGAAAUGGUGCCCUUGGCCGAUCAAAGAGCUGCCUUUUAGGCACCACAGAACAUGGCGUCCCCCAGCUGCCUGGCUGGAGCCCUUCUAGGAGUGGCAUCCUUUUUGAGGCCCUGAAGACCAACUCUGGACCUUCCUAUAAAAGUGUCAGCUCACAAAACUUCUUAACCAAAGGACCAACUCUUCAGACGUCUUCCAACCCACCUGGCCCCCAGCUAGGGAGGGGGCUCCAGAAGGUUAAGAUUAGCUCACUAUCUUUGGACAGCAGCUCCAGGACAAAAGGGGGUGGGGGUGGAUUGACCACCCGAACCCCCUCUGGGCCCAGGCUCCAUGCCCCGAGGAGAGGCAGCCUGAAGCCUGCCACAGCUGACUGCCAGACUGUCUGCUUGCUCUUCUGACUGUGGCCGCUUGGCAUGGCCAGCAAUAGCAGCUCCUGCCCAACACCUGGGGGCGGGCACCUCAAUGGGUACCCGGUGCCCCCCUACGCCUUCUUCUUCCCCCCUAUGCUGGGUGGACUCUCCCCACCAGGUGCUCUCACCUCUCUCCAGCACCAGCUUCCAGUUAGUGGAUACAGCACACCUUCCCCAGCCACCAUCGAGACUCAGAGCAGCAGUUCAGAAGAGAUAGUGCCCAGCCCUCCCUCGCCGCCACCCCUGCCCCGAAUCUACAAGCCCUGUUUUGUCUGUCAGGACAAAUCCUCGGGCUACCACUAUGGGGUCAGUGCCUGUGAGGGCUGCAAGGGCUUCUUCCGCCGCAGUAUCCAGAAGAACAUGGUAUACACGUGUCACCGGGACAAGAACUGCAUUAUCAACAAGGUGACCCGGAACCGCUGCCAGUACUGCCGGCUGCAGAAAUGUUUCGAAGUGGGCAUGUCCAAGGAGUCUGUGCGAAAUGACCGAAACAAGAAGAAGAAGGAGGCACCUAAGCCAGAGUGCUCAGAGAGCUACACGCUAACGCCGGAGGUCGGGGAGCUCAUCGAGAAGGUGCGAAAAGCACACCAGGAGACCUUCCCUGCCCUCUGCCAGCUGGGCAAGUACACUACGAACAACAGCUCAGAACAACGUGUCUCUCUGGACAUUGACCUCUGGGACAAGUUCAGUGAACUUUCCACCAAGUGCAUCAUUAAGACUGUGGAGUUCGCCAAGCAGCUGCCCGGCUUCACCACCCUCACCAUUGCCGACCAGAUCACCCUCCUCAAGGCUGCCUGCCUGGAUAUCCUGAUCCUGCGGAUCUGCACGCGGUACACGCCUGAGCAAGACACAAUGACCUUCUCAGAUGGGCUGACCCUGAACCGGACCCAGAUGCACAAUGCUGGCUUUGGCCCCCUCACCGACUUGGUCUUUGCCUUUGCCAACCAGCUGCUGCCCCUAGAGAUGGAUGAUGCUGAGACUGGGUUGCUCAGCGCCAUCUGCCUCAUCUGUGGAGAUCGGCAGGACCUGGAGCAGCCGGACAGGGUGGACAUGCUGCAGGAGCCCCUGCUCGAGGCACUCAAGGUCUAUGUGAGGAAACGGAGGCCCAGCCGCCCCCAUAUGUUCCCUAAGAUGCUGAUGAAGAUCACAGACCUUCGGAGUAUCAGCGCCAAGGGGGCCGAGCGAGUGAUCACGCUGAAGAUGGAGAUACCGGGCUCCAUGCCACCACUCAUCCAGGAAAUGCUGGAGAACUCAGAGGGCUUAGACACUCUGAGUGGACAGCCGGGGGGUGGGACACGAGACGGGGGAGGACUGGCUCCCCCGCCAGGCAGCUGUAGCCCCAGCCUCAGCCCCAGCUCCCACAGAAGCAGCCCAGCCACCCAGUCUCCAUGACUGCCAUCACGUGGAUACAGCCUUCACCCCUGCCCUGGCUUUCUCUGCCUUCUACUGGCCAUGUGACCCCUGCCAGUCCUGCCCCACCUCAUCCUCCCAGACAGAACUGGGACCUUCUAGGGGGAUGGGAAGGAGAAGGCAGCGACUCUGGACAGAGGCCUGGACCCAUGAUGGACUGCCCUCCUCCAGCAGCCUGGGCUGGCGUCAGGGGCCAAGCUUGGAGCCACGUGAGGAUCUGGGCCCAAGCCCCUGCCCACCUCGCCACGUCUUCAUCACCAGCAAAUGCCAGGACCUGGCUCCCUGUCCUCUGAACUCAAGCCAUCGCUCCCCAGUUGGGGAACCUCCCCCUGCCUUGGUUGGUGACAGAGGGGUGGCCGGGGCGGGGAAGACCCCCUGUACAUAUCUUGUGUACCAACCCCCAGAUAUUCUCGCUGGUUUUGUUUUUAUUUUAAUUUUUUUGUUUUGAUUUUUUUAAUAAGAAUUUUCAUUUUAAGCACAUUUAUACUGAAGGAAUUUGUGCUGUGUAUUGGGGGAGCUGGAUCUAGAGCUGAAGGGGUGGGUCCUGGGGAGGGGCAGGGCUCAAAAAGGCUCCCCUCUCCGCCACGUUCCCAUGGACGCUCCCCAUCCCCUCAGCCUUUUCUCCUCAGUUUUCUCUAAUACUGUGAAUACUAACUUUCCAAGGCCGCCUUCCCCUCCCUGUGCAGGGAAAGCAGCAUCCCUCUGCCUAACCACUGGGUGUGGGUGUCUUGGGCAGCCAUCCCUGGAAGGAGGGAAUCCUCUGCCUCUGUCCACCAAGAAGCAGGGUAGAGGUGAUGCUGGGGCCCCUUAGACGAGUGGGGUGAGUGUUGCUCAUCACUGUCUGCCCACUGGGGCUCACUUCACCCAAGCCCUAGCCCCACUGUGAAGGGGCUGGCCAAGGGGUCCAAGCUACUCCUGCCCCAACCUCAUAGCCACCAGCACCCCUGAGGGGCCCUCCAAAACAGACACACACACACACACACACACACACACACACACACACACACACACACA